Drosophila kikkawai is the source of this 2417-nucleotide messenger RNA. RefSeq names its product nose resistant to fluoxetine protein 6-like. The record is from RefSeq and is a predicted model, not a curated record. Lineage: Eukaryota; Metazoa; Arthropoda; Insecta; Diptera; Drosophilidae. Gene Ontology annotation, molecular function: acyltransferase activity, transferring groups other than amino-acyl groups.
UUUGAGCUGGCAUGGCCCACUCAGUCGGGUUUAUUUUCCUCUGCGGCCUUGUUCUCAUCAGCAGCGCAAAGCCCCAGGAAGGAGAUGUUCUGCGGGAAUUCAAGAGGAUCAAGCAGCUCAGAUCUUUGGGUCUUCAGUUUGCUGAACUCUUCAUAGAUUUAACAAGGAAUAGUACCGAUUACGUGUCAGGCGAAGGGGAUCAGAAAUGCCACAGUGACAUAGAUAAGCUGGCAACGGGACUUCAAAGUGGGCAAUAUUGGGCCUUAAAGAUGAUCGAUGCCUGGGGCUCCAUUCCUUCGGGUCUCCUGACCGGCAACUUGUAUGACCUGGGAAACUUUGACGAGUGCCUAAGCGUCAGAGAGGAGAUCAACCAGACUAGAACUAUAAGUGGCAAGUACUGCUUUCUCACAGUUUCCCACGGAAAAGUGCUCGGACUCGAGCAUUCACUGGCUGAACCCCUAAAGUUCAAUACGGCCACUUGCUUUCCUGCCUCCUGUUCGGCAGCUCAGAUGGACGCCAUUUUAGGACAACUUUUAAGUAAGGUCCUAAACCUAACUAUUCCCAACUUGGAAAUGAGAAUCAGUGAAAGCAGUUGUCAGUGGAGCCAAAAUAAACCGUGGGAUGGUCUCACAAUUAUUACAGUAAUAAUUUUAUGCCUGAUGAGUUUUCUCGUGGCUCUCUUUACGUUGUACGAUUACUGUCUGUGUGAGAAUCCAAGUCAACUUCCUACGAUUGCAAAGGUUUUUUCAGCCAGAGCAAAUUCGCGAGUACUUUUCCACAUCGUCAAGAAUAAUUCCAGCCCGAAUGUUAUAGACUGCCUUCAUGGAAUUCGGUGCUUGACUCUCAUAUGGGUCGUUUUCUGUCAUCAGUACUUUAUAUCUCUUGCCGAUGCGAAUAUUAAUGCAUCCUACACUAUAGAGUGGGCUGAGAAACCGUUUACAAGUUUUAUUGGUCAUGCGAUUUUCUCAGUGGACUCUUUCUUCUUCCUCGGCGGCCUGCUGGUGGCCUUGAUAUCGCUGCGCUUAAUGGUCAGAACCAAAGGCAAGUUAAACGUGCCAUUAAUAUACCUGCAUCGAUUGAUCCGCAUCCUUCCUCUUCUGGCUAUAUCGAUACUUGUCUAUGUCAAACUGAUACCAAUUAUAUCAGGAGGACCACUAUUCGGAGGUGGAUUUAGUGGAAGGGAAGCUUGUGAGAGUGAAUGGUACUGGACAGUGUUAUUCCUAAAUAACUUUAAGAAGAGAAGGUGUCUCGUUCAUACGUGGUACUUAUCCGUAGACAUGCAGUUAUUCCUAUUAUCCCCUAUCCUCCUGAUCUCUCUCUAUAAAUGGGGCAAGAAGGCUGCUGCUGGAAUAGUAAUACUCAUAGUCCUGCUUUCGGGCUGCCUCUUUGCCACGAUGCUGGCAAACAACUACUCAAUGUUGUUUAAGAAAAUCAGCAGAGCAGGAGUUAUGAAGGUGUAUUUUGCCACCCACACUCACGCCACUCCCUGGCUGAUUGGAUUCUUAUUUGGAUACUUCCUGCAUUUGAAUACAAAUAAGAAGUUCCAACUGAGCAGGGUAUCUGUGUGGUCGGGAUGGAUUCUCUGCCUGGCCAUGAUCUUCACCUCAAUUUUUGCCCUCUUUUGGGAUGAAAAGUGGAGUGCUUCACCGCUGUCAACUCUGGCGGAGUCCUUCUACUACACACUCACCCGACUUGCUUGGCCAGUGGCUCUCUGCUGGGUGGUCUUCGCCUGCAUGCAAGGAUACGGGGGACUGGCCAAUAGCUUCCUCUCCUCUCCAUUGUGGCAACCGCUUUCGAGGCUAUCAUUUUCCGUCUACAUAUGGCACAUUUUAUUUUUGGAGAUAAACGCAAAAAGUGCUAGGACCAUCUCUUAUUUCUCGGAUUAUAGCCAGAUGUGUAAAUUUUGGUCGUGUUUUGGUUUCACAGUGUUGCUUUCCUACGUUAUGUAUCUUAUCAUUGAGGCGCCUUUCGCUGGCUUCGACAAUUUUAUAAGGCCAAGGAAUAUGGAAUCUAAAACAAAGUCAGUCCACAAACAGCCGGAAAGUAAUUGUGAUUUUGAGCUUAAUACUUAAAUAUAAUUAGGCUUAGGGCAAAAGUAAUAAUCUUUAAAUAUCCUAUUUGCUUACAAGUCUUACAAGUUUUGUGAAAACUUUGUGUUAAUCUAAAUCUUUUGAGAGUAAGAGUUUUAUGAAAUGAUUAUCAUUACAAUUAUGAAGAUUAUCGACUUUAUGUGAAACUAUUAUAAGUAGACCAAACGUAGGCUUUUGGUGCUACUUUAUUGUUUUCCUAUGUAAUGCACCUUAUCGUUGAGGCGCCUAUCAGUGGACUUGAACAUAUAAAACUUCAAAAGAAAUCGAGUGAAGCGAAGACAUAUUCUUAAUAAAAACAACAGAGUUAAGCCUCCAAGUCUCACCUGA